ACCAACGAUGGCCGCCACCAGCGGCAGCAGUCACCACAGCGACUCCAAAUUACUGGUCCGCUUUACAUGCCGAGGGAAGAAAAUGCCUUUUAAAUUAUACUGGACUGUCGUUUUCUUCCUUUUUACUCUAAACCGGUGUUUUGCCGACGAUGACCACGAGAUGGAAGAGUUCCUGAAGCGGGAGCAUUCCCUUUCCAAGCCUUACCAAGGUGUGGGCUCCUCAGGCUCCUCCCACUGGGAGCUGAUGGGUGAUGCCAUGGUAACCACCGAGCAGGUGCGCCUCACACCUGACAUGCAGAGCAGACAGGGGGCAAUAUGGAGCCGCAUUCCUUGCCAUCUUAAGGACUGGGAGCUGCAGGUGCACUUUAAAAUUCAUGGGCAAGGAAAGAAGAACCUGAAUGGUGAUGGGCUGGCCAUUUGGUAUACUAAGGAACGCAUGCAGAAAGGUCCUGUUUUUGGAAAUAUGGACAAUUUCACUGGCUUGGGAGUUUUUGUGGACACAUAUCCUAAUGAGGAGAAACACUUAGAGGCGCAGAAGAAGAGAUACACGCCUCGCACACAGAGGAUCUUCCCCUUCGUCCUGGCAAUGGUGGGGAAUGGCAGCAUCAGCUAUGACCACGAGCUGGAUGGCCGGCCCACAGAGCUGGGCGGCUGCAACGCUAUGGUGCGCAACCUCAAGCACGAUACCUUCCUCUUCAUCCGAUACGUCCGCCGCAGGCUCACGGUGAUGAUAGAUAUCGAUGGGCAGCAUGAAUGGAGGGACUGCCUGGACCUACCUGGGGUGCGGCUGCCACAAGGCUAUUAUUUUGGAGCUUCAGCGAUCACUGGAGAUCUCUCAGAUAACCAUGAUAUAAUUUCCAUGAAACUCUACCAACUGACGGUGUUGCGGAGCAAAAAGGAAGAGGAGGAGGAGGAGGAAGAUGUAAUAACCAUACCCAGUGUUGACAACAUGGAGCUCAUCAGAUUGGGUCAGCGUGAAGAGGGGAUGAGCGGAAUAGCCAUUUUCUUCACCGUGCUCUUCUCCAUGCUGGGUUGCAUCUUCCUCAUCGUCAUCGGCCUGGUGGUCUACAGCCACUGGAGCGAGAACAGACGCAAACGCUUCUACUGAGGAAAACAACAAAGCAGACGGUGAUUGUAAUAGCUACCAUGGUCCGCGGACCCAGCUGCACUGAAAAUGAGACGCUGCUGUCAGCCGGCGGGGUUUUUUUUAUCCUGAGGACAAUACAAUGUAGUUUGACAGGAAGUGGACUGCUACGGAAAAGCCAUACACCCAACUUUGCCAUCAGUAGCCAUGAACCAGUAGGAGGAUCUUCACACUUUGUCCUCAACCCCUGGCUGACGCACACCAACUCGGCCUUACCAUCUCCACCUCUGUACCUGUUGCAAAACCAGAUGUGCAGUAUCUUCACUGACUUCUUAUGAGCAGCUAUAUUUUGUGUUUUUGGUACUGUUAGUUGGAUUUGGAGGAUUGUUUUUUUUUUUUUUUUAUUAUUGGUUUUCAGUUCACUUGAUGUUGAUUUUACAGCUUUGAGAAAUCUAUUUAAGUAUCUGAUGUGUUCUGCUUGCAAAUGAUCGACCACCUGCAGUGCAAACCAACCAAAUAUUAGUAAAACCCACGGAUCCAUCUCCACAUUGCUAUCUCUACACUUCUUUGCAUUAGAAAAGCCUCUCAGUGUACACUAUACUGUAUAAUGUGCUCGAUAGUCUUACUGUUGCUUUAGGAUGCAUGGCCCCUGUGCAAGUUAUUUUAAUGAACUUUCUCUGAUACCGAUGCUCUUUGUUAAUAUUAUGAGUGGGCUUUUUAUGCGUUCUGUGCUGCAUGUGCUGGUGGCAACAAUUUGUGUGUUUCAGGGAAAUGUUUUAUUUCAAUCACUAUAUAAUUUUACAUCAGGUGUAUUUUUUCAAAAUGUUUAUUUACAGUAUAUUUCAUACCUUUUACCUUCAUCUGUGUGCACAUUUUUUAGAGAGACAUUUUUUCUCUUUAUUUUCACUACUUUUAUUGGCACAGAUUACAUGCUGGAUGCCCUUCCUGACACCACCCUUUUAUUCAGGCUUGGCACCAGCACUAGGAGUACACUAGCUUGUGACCCCUUUUUUGAUUUAUUUUUUUGCACAUUGUAAACUAAAUUGACCUCUUUGUGUUUCUUUUGUUACAUAUAAAAAACACCUGUUUUUUUUCCCCCCUUGAAUGUCAUACCUGCUCUUGAACCCAACAUGCAUACUGAUUUGGCCUCAGGCCGCCUCGCAGGAGUCAUAUGUUCAAUAGUAAGUUCAUAUGUUUCUGUAACCACUUUAUUCAACACCCUACCUUAUUUAUGUUUUUUUUUUGUAUAAAAACUGUGCCUCAUGUAUUCAUGCAGCGACAUAGAAAUCAAAAUAAA
Messenger RNA from Archocentrus centrarchus (flier cichlid), 2381 nucleotides. It is a transcript of the gene lman2la, whose product is annotated as lectin, mannose-binding 2-like a. Gene Ontology annotation, molecular function: D-mannose binding. NCBI's taxonomy places the organism in Eukaryota, Metazoa, Chordata, Actinopteri, Cichliformes, Cichlidae. Gene Ontology annotation, biological process: endoplasmic reticulum to Golgi vesicle-mediated transport. The record is from RefSeq and is a predicted model, not a curated record. Bases 8 to 1108 code for a protein of 366 amino acids. The transcript has 9 exons. Gene Ontology annotation, cellular component: endoplasmic reticulum membrane; COPII-coated ER to Golgi transport vesicle; endoplasmic reticulum-Golgi intermediate compartment.